AAAAGAAAGAAAAUGGGACACCAUCUUGCGACUUGGUCUUACAGAAGCAACCUGACUCUGGCGUUGUUUCUUGAAUUCAAAACGCAAUCUCUCUUAUUUCUAAUUGACCUGUUUCUUUCUUUCUUUCUUUCAGAUCCCCAACAAACACAUUCCGAGGUAACCGAUCCAAUGCCGUUUUGAAUCGCGUGCCACCCAUAAUCUCUUUUUCCCUUUUUUGAAUUCUAUUAUCACUAUUCAAUUCAAUUGAACAAACCACUUAUUAGGUCAUAGUAGUAGUUUCCCAAACCCCCCAAAAGCUCAAUUCUACCUUCUUUUUUCAUUCAACAGCUACUCCUCCUUGUUGUUCGAAUAGAAAGAUAAAGAUAAAGAGAAAGAGAGGCUUCAGGUCUAUGGAUCAAAAAAUGGAAGGAACGUCUGCACCAGCAAUUCGACGUGACCCUUACGAAGUUUUAGGCGUUUCGAAGGAAUCAUCCGAUCAGGAAAUUAAAACCGCUUACAGAAAACUUGCUCUCAAGUAUCACCCUGACAAGAAUGCCAACAAUCCUGAAGCUUCAGAACUAUUCAAAGAGGUUGCAUAUUCUUAUAAUAUCUUAUCCGACCCAGAAAAGAGAAGGCAGUAUGACAGUGCAGGAUUUGAGGCACUUGAUGCUGAUAGCAUGGACAUGGAAAUCGAUUUAUCUAAUCUUGGGACUGUGAACACUAUGUUUGCAGCUUUAUUCAGCAAGCUGGGUGUCCCAAUCAAGACUACCAUUUCGGCUAAUGUUCUUGAAGAAGCUUUGAAUGGCACUGUUACAGUCAGACCCCUUCCAAUGGGAACAUCUGUUAGUGGAAAGGUAGAGAAGCAAUGUGCUCACUUUUUUGGUGUGACAAUAAAUGAGCAGCAAGCUGAGUCCGGGAUUGUAGUAAGAGUUACUUCAACUGCACAAAGCAAAUUCAAGUUGCUCUAUUUCGAACAAGAUGCAAACGGGGGCUAUGGUUUAGCAUUGCAGGAAGAUAGUGAGAAGACUGGCAAGGUGACAUCUGCUGGAAUGUAUUUCUUACAUUUUCAAGUGUACAGAAUGGAUUCAACCGUGAAUGCGUUAGCGAUGGCUAAGGAUCCUGAGGGGGCUUUCUUUAAAAGGUUGGAAGGUCUUCAACCUUGUGAAGUUUCGGAACUAAAGCCUGGCACACAUAUAUUUGCCGUUUAUGGCGAUAACUUCUUUAAGACUGCUAGCUAUACAAUUGAAGCAGUAUGUGCAAAAUCACAUGAAGAUACCACCCAAAAACUUCAGGAUAUUGAGGCUCAAAUUUUAAGAAAGAGGAAUGAGCUACGGCAAUUCGAAUCAGAAUAUAGAAAGGCAUUGGCACGCUAUCAGGAAGUGACAGACAGAUACACAAAAGAAAAACAGUCUGUGGAUGAGCUUCUGAAACAAAGGGACGGUAUCCAUUCUACCUUCACCAUUGUCAAGCCAACCAGUACUAGUGGAAGUGGCAGUAAUUUAAGCAAUGGAAGUUCUAGCAAAAUUUCUGGUGAAGAUUCCAAAGGUGAGAGCCCUGGGGAAGAUGGAGGGUCAGAUAGUAAGGAUAAAUCAGGCAAAAAGAAAUGGUUCAACCUCAAUCUUAAGGGCUCGGGUUCUGAUAAGAAGUUGAUUUAAAAUACACUUCAUUUUGUUUAUCUCUUAGAACACAAUAUGCUUGAGUGACCAUCGUCUUGGGAUCAAACUUAAAGCAGCAGCCCGUGGAUAUAUUGGGUGUAGUGUAUGUCUACAAUGUUUUCAUUUGCUUGGUUCCUCAAAGUUGAACUGGUUGGUUAAUUUGUUCAUUGGUUUGUGAUGCAGUCAAAGGUAUACAGAACAUGUCUCUUUCUGUUUCCCAUAUUUUUUUCUGUCCAAUGAGACUCAAAUUUUCCGAUUCCCUUGUAGCAUCCUCAACAUAUAUAUUUUUGAUACUGUAAUGAUAUGUUCAUUCUUGUAACUGACAUUUUUUUCCUUCUUUUCCUUUACCAAGCCUUGCGGCACAAAAUAUUACUAAAUAA
Messenger RNA from Medicago truncatula (barrel medic), 2014 nucleotides. RefSeq names its product chaperone protein dnaJ 15. The transcript has 11 exons. The record is from RefSeq and is a predicted model, not a curated record. The coding region runs from base 390 to 1634 and encodes 414 amino acids. Lineage: Eukaryota; Viridiplantae; Streptophyta; Magnoliopsida; Fabales; Fabaceae.